This is a messenger RNA of Camelus dromedarius (Arabian camel), 9736 nucleotides long. RefSeq names its product zinc finger FYVE-type containing 26 (gene ZFYVE26). Gene Ontology annotation, biological process: mitotic cytokinesis; double-strand break repair via homologous recombination; regulation of cytokinesis. The coding region runs from base 146 to 6892 and encodes 2248 amino acids. The record is from RefSeq and is a predicted model, not a curated record. Gene Ontology annotation, cellular component: centrosome; midbody; lysosomal membrane. Gene Ontology annotation, molecular function: phosphatidylinositol-3-phosphate binding; metal ion binding. The transcript has 36 exons. NCBI's taxonomy places the organism in Eukaryota, Metazoa, Chordata, Mammalia, Artiodactyla, Camelidae.
CACCUGACUCGGCUCAAACAUGGCUGCGCUGGAAGCUGUAUUGCUUUGGGGGCCGGGAGCAGUAGGUACUCCACGGAUGAGAAGACUGACAAUGUGUUUUGCGUAAUUCAUCUCUUUCUAUCUCCCUGCACUCUGUGCUGGGAAAAUGCGUCACCCAUUUGGAAACGAGGAAACUGCUUCCCAGAAACAGCUUUUUGGAUUUUUCUGUGAGUGCCUGCGGAGAGGAGAAUGGGAGCUGGCACAGGCAUGUGUACCUCAGCUACACGAGGCAGAAGGGGAUAUCCCAAUGAAGGUGGAAAAUAUACUUCAGGCGCUGGUCAUAUGUCCAAAUCAGCUGAGAUGUGGACAGGACAUCAACCCUCCAAGAUUAGCCUGGGUCUGGCUUCUUGUACUGGAAAAAUGGUUGGCCCUGGAAAAGAAGUUACUCCCAACUGUUUUCCGGAGAAAGCUUGAGUUUCUUUUAUUAUCAGAAGACCUCCCAGGUGACAUUCCAGAGGACAUCCUCAAGGAGCUGUAUGUGAUCUUAGCACAAGACACCAUAGACCCUGUGCUUGAUGGAAAUCGGAGGCGGGAGAGCUGGGCCCCUUGUCUCAGCUCAGAAGCUGUCUCUUUGCUCUGGGACCUCCUGAGGCGGGCUCCCCAGCCGGCGCACGCCUUGCUGGAGCUCCUGCUUAGGGAGGACAAUGGCACUGGACUCAGUGGUGGGCCUCUGCAAAAGGUGCUGGUGGACCUCAUUCGAAAGGCACUGCAAGCUUUGCGGGGCCCUGCCGCUGGGCCCCCAGGGGUGGUCGAUGCCAUCUAUGGAGCCCUGCGGACUCUGCAUUGCCCUGCAGAGCCACUCGGGGUUGAGCUGCGUGUCCUGUGUGAGGAGCUGCUAGAGGCCUGCAGGACAGAGGGGAGUCCCCUGCAGGAGGAGUGGCUGCUCGGCUGCCUGCUGCAUGAGGCCGGGCGGGGCCUGGUGUCCCUGUAUGGCCAUGUCUAUGUGGAGAAGGCCACAGAAAAGCCACCUAGAGCCACAGCCUCGGGAAAAGUCUCACCAGAUCAUCCAGAUCCUGAGCGGGCAAUGCUAGCCCUGUUCUCCAACCCUGACCCAGCCCAGGCUUGGAAAUUGGCCUAUUUCUAUUGCCUGAGCAACAGCAAGCACUUCCUCGAGCAGAUCCUGGUGACGGCGCUCACGCUGUUGAAGGAGGAAGACUUCCCAAGUCUUGGCUGCCUGCUGGAUAGAGAAUUCAGGCCUCUCAGUCGACUGCUUGUGCUUCUGGGCUGGACACACUGCCAGAGCCUAGCAUCAGCCCAGAGGCUGCUCCAGACACUCCACAGAACUCAGGACCAAGGCUGUGAUAAGCUCCUCAGGGAUGCCUGUGAUGGGCUGUGGGCUCACCUGGAGGUCCUGGAGUGGUGUGUACAACAGAGCAGCAACCCCAUACCAAAGAGAGAUCUCUUGUGUCAUUUACAUGGUGGAGACAGCCACUCAGUGCUCUACUCUCUCCAUCACCUUACAAACCUUCCAGCCCUCAGGGAGGAAGUUGUUCUUGAGCUCCUACAGAAGGUGCCAGCCAAGGACCAGAAAAAGCAUGAUUCAGCUGAUGCCCUGGUCCCUGCGCACCUGAGCCAGUGUCAGAACCUGACACUCUACCGGAGCUUCUGUGCCAUGAAGUAUGCCAUCUAUGCCCUCUGUGUGAACUCACACCAGCAUUCUCAGUGCCGGGAAUGCAGAGACGGUCCCUCUGAGGAUGUGGCCUCGGCUUCAGAGCCAGGGGGUGAUUCUCGCUCCUCCCCAGGUGCUUCCAAUCUCUUCUCAACAUACCUGGCCAGAUGUCAACAGUAUCUGUGUAGUAUUCCUGACUCUCUGCGCCUGGAACUUCUAGAAAACAUCUUCUCAUUGCUCCUCAUCACCGCUGCCGAUCUUCACCCAGAGCCUCACCUACCCGAGGACUAUGCUGAGGAGGAUGACGUUGAGGGGAAGGGCCCAGUGGGUUUGAGGUCCCCAUCUGAGAGCCCUCAGCACAUAGCACAGCCUGAGACGAAGUCAGAACUGGGACCCCUGGGGGCCCCAAGGAGCCUGGACUGCACGAUCCCCAGCUGUGUGAAGGCAGAGCUAAAAGACGGUUCCCCAGGGCCUCAUGGGCACAGCUUUUUGGACCUUCAGCACUUUACUAGCGGUAUCAGCGGGUUCCUGGCUGACGAGUUUGCAAUAGGGGCCUUCCUCAGGCUUCUCCAGGAGCAGCUGGAUGAGCUCAGCAGCCACGGGCCUCCUGACAAGCCAAAGCUGCUUGAAGGCCAGAGCGGCUCGGGCAGCAGAGACGGACUGCAGAGCCGCCUGCACCAGUUCUCCAAGGUUCUCUCUGAGGCCCAGUGGAGGUACAAGGUGGUGACCAGCAAUCAGGGCUCAGAGGAGCAGCCCUCCCGAAGAUACUGGCACAUUGCCACACGGCACCCCAGUCUCCGCCGGGGUCGUCGGACAAGAAGGAGCCGGACAGAUGGCCGGGACAGAGGUUCCAACCCAUCCUUGGAAAGUACAAGCAGUGAGCUGAGCACAAGUACUUCAGAGGGAAGUCUGGGCACUGUGUCUGGGAGGAAUGAGCUGGAUGGCCGGUUGCAGCCCCAGCCUCAAAGUUCCCUCAUCCCCAUGAUGUUCUCCCCACCCGAGUCACUGCUGGCGUCCUGCAUCCUCCAGGGGAACUUUGCAGAAGCCCAUCAGGUGGUGUUCAUGUUCAACCUGAAGUCCUCACCCAGCGCAGGGGAGCUGACGUUCAUGGAGCGCUACCAGGAGGUCAUCCAGGAACUGGCCCAAGUAGAACACAAAAUUGAAAACCAGAACUCGGACGGGGGCGGCAGCACCAUCCGAAGGACAGGCAGUGGCCGUUCAACGCUGCAGGCCAUUGGCAGCGCUGCAGCCGCAGGGAUGGUAUUUUACUCCAUCUCUGAUGUGACCGACAAACUGCUCAGCACCUCUGGAGACCCCAUCCCCAUACUCCAGGAGGACUUUUGGAUAAGCAGUAGCCCAAUGGAGCCCACCACUCCCCUGAGAGAGGUUCUGGAAGACCUCAGUCCCCCUGCCAUGGCUGCGUUUGACCUAGCUUGCUCUCAGUGCCAGCUCUGGAAAACCGGCAAGCAGCUCUUAGAAACAGCUGAACGGCGACUGAACAGCAGCCUUGAGAGUCGGGGUCGCCGGCUUGACCACGGUUUCCUCAACGCUGAUGGCAUUCGAGGUUUCCCGGUGGUUCUUCAGCAGAUCAGUAAGAUUCUCAAUUACCCACUUAUGUCAGCCGGACAAAUUAAAUCAGAGAGUGCAGAGGAGAAAGGAGGAGGUUCCCCACGGAGCAGCAUUGCUGAGCUGCUUCAGACGUGCUGGCCCAGCCUCUCUGAGGACUGUGUUGCCAGCCACACCACGCUCUCCCAGCAGCUGGAGCAGAUCCUUCAGUCUCUGAGAGAAGCACUGGAGCUGCCAGAGCCCAGGAGUACUCCACUGUCCUCCCUGGUGGAGCAGGCGGCCCAGAAGGCCCUGGAGGCAGAGGCCCACCCCGUGAAUAUCCAGACUCAGCUCCUCCGGAAGAACCUGAGCAGGCAGAACCCAGCAGGCAGCAGGCAGACUGACUACCUGGGUGCCUUCUCCAGGUACUGCAGCGCCCUGGCUGCUGUUCUCCUUCGGAGCUUGAGCUCUGAGCCUGAACACGUGGAGGCCAAAGUAGGAAACCCCUUUGUUCUCCUGCAACAGAGCUCUUCCCAGCUGGUGUCACACCUCCUGCUUGAGCGACAGGUUCCCCCAGACAGGCUUGCAGCCCUUCUGGCCCAGGACGGUCUCAGCUUGAGUGUGCCACAGGUCAUUGUCAACUGCUGCUGCGAGCCCCUUGCCCUCUGCUCUUCCCGGCAAAGCCAGCAGACAACCUCCCUUCUGACCCACCUGGGUACCCUGGCCCAGCUGCACACCUCCCACCGCCUGGAGGACCUCCCACUUUCUACACUGAGCACGCCAAAGCCAACUGAGAAUCCCACAUUGGAGAAGAAGCCCCACUCGUCCCCAAAGGAUUCAUCACCCUCUGCCCUCACCUCCUCUGCCUUGGCCUUCCUUAAGUCCCGCUCAAAGCUGCUAGCUACUGUGGCCUGUCUGGGGGCCUCCCAGGGGUCAAAAGUCAGCAAGCCCAGCUUGUCAUGGAAGGAGCUUCGUGGCCGCAGAGAGGUACCUCUGACGGCAGAGCAGGUAGCCCGGGAGUGUGAGCGCCUCCUGGAGCAAUUCCCUAUGCUUGAGGCCUCCCUCCUGGCUGCCUGGGAGCCCCUACGAGGGUCCUCUGAGCAGGGACAGAGUCUGGCAGCGAGUCUCUGUGGCCAAGCCAGUCUGUCUACUGUCCUCCUGGGCCUGCAUUCUCCUGCUGCCCUGGAUGUGCUCACUGGGGCCUUCAAGGAAGCCCUGAUGGCCAGAGAUUGGCCCCGGGCCCUUCGGCUCACUGAAGUGUACGGGCGAGACAUGGAUGACUUGAGCAGCGUACAGGAUGCCGUCCUGAGCUGUGCUGCAGCGUGUGACAAAGAAGGUUGGCAGUACCUGUUUGCUGUGAAGGAUGCAUCUCUGAGAAGUCGGCUAACACUGCAGUUUGUGGACAGGUGGCCCCUGGAGUCAUGCCUGGAGAUCCUGGCCUACUGCAUUUCAGACACAGUGGUCCAAGAUGGUCUGAAGUGUGAGCUGCAGAGAAAGCUAGCGGAGCUGCGGGUAUAUCAGAAGAUUCUAGGUUUGCAGGCUACCCCAGUGUGGUGUGGCUGGCAGACCCUGAGGAACUCUUGUGUUGAGGACCCAUCAACUGUCAUGAACAUGAUUCUAGAAGCAAAGGAGUAUGAGCUGUGUGAGGAGUGGGGCUGCCUGUACCCCAUUCCAAGAGACCAUUUAGUCAACCUACAUCAAAGGCAUCUUCUCCACCUUCUAGAAAGAGGAGAUCAUGAAAAGGCUCUGCAACUGCUGCAAAGAAUUCCUGACCCCACCAUGUGCCUUGAGGUCACAGAGCAAUCCCUCGACCAGCACCCUAGCUUGGCCACUUCUCACUUCUUGGCCAACUACCUCACCACCCACUUCUAUGGAGAACUGACCGCUGACCGACACCGUGAAAUACAGGCACUGUACAUGGGGUCCAAGGUUCUGCUGACCCUGCCUGAGCAUCACCGGGUCAGCUACUCCCACUUGUCCUCUAACCCCCUGCUCAUGCUGGAGCAGCUGCUCAUGAACAUGAAAGUGGAUUGGGCCACGGUGGCGGUGCAGACCCUGCACCAGCUGCUGGCCGGGCAGGAGAUUGGCUUCACCAUGGACGAGGUGGACUCGCUGCUUUCCAGAUACGCGGGGAAAGCCCUGGACUUCCCAUACCCUCUGAGGGAGAAACGAUCAGAUUCUGUGACUCACCUCCAGGAAGCUGUCAGUCAGGCUUCAGACCUCGAGACCUUGUCUAGAUCACCAUCAGCCGAGUUCUCUUCUGCUGCUUCUCCUGGUGUCUCCAUUGUACAUUCCCCCAGUCCAAGGGAGAGGAGCUUCCCACAGAGUCAGCCGCUCCUGGAGUUUGUACCCCCAGCGACACCCCCUGCCAGACACCAGUGGGUACCAGAUGAGAGUGAGAGCAUCUGCAUGGUCUGCUGCAGGGAGCGCUUCACCAUGUUUAACAGGCGUCAUCACUGUCGCCGCUGUGGCCGGCUAGUGUGCAGCUCCUGCUCCACGGAGAAAAUGGUGGUGGAAGGCUGCAGAGAGAACCCUACUCGUGUGUGUGACCAGUGCUAUAGUUACUUCAACAAAGAUGUGCCAGAGGGGAAUCCAGAACAACCAGAAGCACCGGACAGCUCCAGGAGCGAGAGCCCUCCAUUCUCAGCCGUGGUAAGAGUCCCCAAGGCAGCGGAGGUGGAAUGGAUCUUGGAUCUGAAUGAGGAGGAAAAUGAGCUGGUGCGGAGUGAAUUCUACUAUGAGCAGGCCCCCAGCGCUUCCUUGUGCAUCGCCAUCCUCAGCCUGCACCAGGACAGCACUGCCUGUGGCCACCAGCUGAUCGAGCACUGCUGCAGGCUGUCCCAGGGGCUCACAAACCCAGAGGUGGAUGCUGGGCUGCUCACAGACAUCAUGAAGCAGCUGCUCUUCAGCGCCAAGAUGAUGUUCGUCAAGGCCGGCCGGAGCCAGGACCUGGCUCUUUGUGACAGCUACAUCAGCAAGGUAGAUGUGCUAAAUAUUUUAGUGGCUGCUGCCUAUCGCCACGUGCCAUCUCUGGAUCAGAUCUUGCAACCGGCUGCAGUAACCAGGCUAAGGAACCAGCUGUUGGAAGCUGAGUACUACCAACUGGGCGUUGAGGUCUCCACAAAGACUGGCCUUGAUACCACUGGGGCGUGGCACGCUUGGGGCAUGGCCUGCCUCAAAGCUGGGAACCUCACUGCAGCACGGGAGAAGUUCAAUCGCUGUCUAAAGCCGCCUUUUGACCUCAAUCAGCUGAGUCAUGGCUCAAGACUAGUACAGGAUGUGGUCGAGUACCUGGAGUCCACAGCGAGGCCACUCGUCUCCGUGCAAGACGAUGAUUACUUUGCCACCUUGAAAGAGCUAGAAGCCACCCUUCGGACCCAGAGCCUCUCCCUGGAGGUGAUUCCUGAAGGGAAGCUCAUGAACAACACCUACUACCAAGAAUGCCUCUUCUACCUGCAUAACUACAGCACCAACCUGGCCAUCGCCAGCUUCUACGUGAGGCACAGCUGCCUGCGGGAAGCCCUGCUGCACCUCCGCCACAAGGCGGGGAACAGCAGAGAAGAAAACGUUGUGAAAACUACGCCUGAAUGCCUGGAGCGUGGAAGGUGUGGUGCUUCUUGCCCUAGUCCCUGCUCUUUCGCCCCUUACCUACCACAGUGCCCCAGAGCGAGCUUUCUGAAACCUCGCACGUGUUAUUGAUGUUACAGUCCAUGUUCUUCCUCUCUCUAAAAGGCCUUCAGUGGAUCCCCGUGGCCACAAGAUGAAGUCCAAAUUCCUUACCACGAAUGCAGGACCCAGCAGGACCGGGCCCCCUUAUUUCUCCAGUUUAUUUUCACCACGAAUCCUGUCUGUGCUCUGUAUUUCUAGAUUUACCAAAUUACUUAAAUUUCCUGAUUGUACCAUGUACUUUCUUACCUCCAUGAGUCUGCAUUGCUGUUCUCACUACUUAGAAUGCCCUGCCCCUCCUUGUUUUCUUGGAAAAACUCCUGUUUAUCCUUCCAGACCCUCUCUGUUGAGCAUUCACCUCUUCCUAUAUACCACCACUGUACUUAGAACGUAGCUCUGUUAUUGCAUUUGUGCCAGUGGAUUGCAACUAUUUGUUUAUAAUUGUGUCUUCCCAUCUGGACUGCGAAGGCCUGUAUUUACCUUACCUGGUGUCUUCAGGCACCUGGCCUAGUGCCAGUUGUGAAUGAAUGAAUGAGGGGCUAGAUGAAUUGAUGAAGUGGAAGUUUUUAAGGUGUUGCUUUUCUGAGAAAUUCUGCCUUUUCAAUGCAGCUAAUCCCCCUGCUUCUUUUUUUUUAACAUUUUUUUUAUUGAGUAAUAGCCAUUUUACAAUGUUGUGCCCCUGCUUCUUAAAGUAUGUCCUACAACUUUUAGAUCUGGGGGGUUUUGUAGUUUUUCUUUUUUUUUUUUUUUUUUCUAUGGAGGUGCUGGGAAUUGAAUCCAGGACCUCACACAUGCUAAGCAUGUUGUCUACCACUGAGCUCUUCCCCACCCUCCUAGGUCUGGGUUUUUAGGAAAAGCCAGAAUUGGGAAAGAAGCCCUCACCCACUGUGGACGUUCUCAAAGCCCAGAUCCUCUCCACUUCUGCAGAGCUUGUGCCCAGGGCUGCAAGGCCGGCAUGGUUACAGUACCAUGAGUUUGUAGCCAUCCUUCACUCCCCGUCACUUACUCGUACUCGUGGCCAGAUGAUUUUCUUUUCUAUGACUUUGGAAUGGGGGUUUAAGACUUGGUUCCUGAACCACAGAUGAACUUCAGAAGUGAGGGAAUUAGUAUGUGUGUGCACUUUCCUAAGGAGUUAGUCCAUGAUGUUUAUCAUUUAUUUGUCAUCAAGAAAUAGUUGUUAAAAUAGUCAAGGACUGUUCUGGGCACUAGAGAUACAAAACAGUGGGGACAAAAAACAGGCAAAAAUAUCUGCUUUUAUAAAGCAUGUUAUAGCAGGGAGAGAGGCAAUAAACAAGAUAAGUAAAAUAUGUAGUGUAGGUGAUGAGUAAUAAGAAGAAUAAAGCAGGGGGAGAGGGAAGGGGCGGACUGUGGAAUUUGACAGGAUGCUCAGGAGAGAUGACAUCUGAGUAAAGACAUAGAGUAGGUGGGGAGUGAACCGUGCGGAUUGUGGAGGAAGCACAGUCCAGGCUGGGUGAGUAGCAAGGACAGAGGCCAAGUUGGCUUGAACAGAGUGAGCUGGGGAAAGGGUGGUAGCAGGUAAGGUCAGAAAGCUAGCAGGGACCAGAUCAUAAAGGGCCUUGUAGACAUUAUAAGGACUUGGGCUUUGUGCUGAGUGAGAAGCAAAACCAUGCGAUGAUUCUGAGCAGAGAAGUAACAUGAUCUGACUUAACAUUUUAAUGGAAUCACUCAGGUUGAUUGGUUGGUGUUAGACAAAAAAGAGGCAGGUGUGGAGGGUGGUGGACCAGGGAGGAGGCCAUUGCAGUCAUCCAGGCAAGUGGUGUAAUGACUUGGGCCAGGGUGGUACAUGGAGGUGGUGAGAGGUAGUCAGCUACAUACAGAUUCUGUAUGUAUUCUGAGGUGGAGUCAGUAAAAUUUGCUAAUGACUUUUCUGUCGGGCUGUGAGGGAAUGACGGCUAUAGUUUUUGCCCUGAACAAAUAGAAGAACAAAAUUGCCAUCCAAGAAAGAGAAGACUGCAGAAGGAGCAGAUUUGGAAGAAACAGUCAUCAGCAGUUUUAGAUUUUUUGCGAGAUCCCUAAGAGGACUUUCUGCAUCAGCAGCUGAAUAUAAGUUAGGUAUACAAUUCAGAAGGAAUGAACAGACUGGAAAUAGGGAUUUAGACAUAAUCAACGAAUAGAUAGAUUUAUGGCUAUGAGACUUACGAAAUCAAAAGUGUGAGUAAAGAAAAGAGAGCAGUUUCCUCCUAAGCCCUGGGGAGAGUAGGAGGAAUCAGCAAAGGAGACUGAGAAGGAGUAGCCAGAGAAGAAAGCAAGCCUAGUCGGGGUGAUGUCCUGGGAGCCAAAUAAAAAAUUUUUUUCAAGGAGGAGACCAUCAGCUGUAUCAAAAGCUAUUGAUAGAGCAGGUGGAAAACAAGGACUAAGAAUUUUAGAUUUAACAACGUAGAGGUCAUUUCACUGGAGUGGUAGGUGCAAAAGCUAGAUGAGAGUAGGUUCAAGAGACAGUCACAAGGAGGGACAGUAUAGCUCAGUGGUAGAGCAUGUGCCUACCAUGCACAAGGUCCUGGGUUCAAUCCCCAGUACCUCCAUUUAAAAAAUAAUAAAUAAAUAAAUAAACAAACAAACCUAAUUACCACAAAACAAAAAAAUAGAAAUAUUUUUUUACAAAGACAAUCAUAGGAGAGAUUGGAGACAGGUCACGUAAAUAACUCUGUCCAGGAGCUUCCCUUCUGUCAGGGAGGGAGAGAAGUGGAGCAGGCACCAGAGUGGGAUUCUCAAAGGGGUCUAAUCUGUGACACACAGAAGGUUAAGCAGCACUGCCACAGAAGGAUGCUGAAGGGAUGUGAGAGGAGGGAAACACAGAAUGGGUCCCUGACCAUGCCAGAACCAGGCUUAAGACUUGUGACUUUUUUUUCUGCCCUG